Eutrema salsugineum is the source of this 435-nucleotide messenger RNA. RefSeq names its product RING-H2 finger protein ATL39. The transcript has a single exon. NCBI's taxonomy places the organism in Eukaryota, Viridiplantae, Streptophyta, Magnoliopsida, Brassicales, Brassicaceae. The coding region runs from base 1 to 435 and encodes 144 amino acids. The record is from RefSeq and is a predicted model, not a curated record.
AUGGGAUCAAAUUGCUGUGGGGAUUACGUCGCUGCUUCGCCAGAGAUGGCAGUGACAGAGAGCGAAUCAAUCGCGUUGAGGCUUCUCUGCGUCGUCUUCAUCGUUCUCUUUUAUGGCUCGAUUUUUCUUCUCUGCUUCGUGAUGUACCCGAAGGUGCCGAAAGAAGCAAUCAGUGACGAGGAAUCCGGCGAUCCAUUGCCGCCGGCUGUUAGACUCACGCAGAAAGGCGUGAAAUGUAGCGACGGCGGCGAUGGUGACGGGAUCAGAGCAGAUUUAUGCGUUAUUUGUUUGGAGAAUUUCGAAGUAAACGACGUCGUUAGGGUUCUUGUGGGAUGUAAGCAUGUGUUUCAUGUGCAGUGUAUAGACUCGUGGUGUUUCUAUAAGCUGACGUGUCCGGUUUGCAGAGCACCGUUCCAGUGGUUCAGUGAUUGGUAA